AGACAGAGCAGAGGGAGGGACACUCUCUCUCUUUCUCUCUCUCUCACACACACACAUACACACACAUCGACACACACAACCAGAAACUGAAACAGAGCACGACUUGUAAAGCAAGCCCAACCAGGCGCGCUCUCUCUCUCUCUCUCUCUCUAGCUCUGUGUCUCUCUCUCUCCCUGUCCUCGACUCUCAGUUUCCUGCUUUGCUAGGAGGCCAUUUUGUGCUGACUGCAGUCCGGGGCAGUUAACUUUUCAUUGUUGCCUUUUGUUUUGUUUUGUUUAGUUUUUUGUUUUGGGUCCCCUCCCUCUUGUAUUGUCCUGUGGGCUGCGUUUGGACUUUCUCCUCUACAGAGCGGCUCCUUCCUCUGCAGUGGGGACACUGGAUUUCUCCACUUGCUGGCAGCCACUUACACCUCUCCUGCUGUUGGUUUUGAAGAAAGGAGACGAUUUGUGAGCAGGUACCUCAGAGCAGGGGCAGAGGAUCUUUUGCGCCCCUGGAGAGGGUGGGGGGCACGGAGAAGGACAGAGAGACCCAGAGCUUCACCCUUUCUGCCUACGGGGAGAUCCUCCAGCACCCACCGCAGCGGCCCCGUCCCGCUCCCGCCUGCGGGAUGGCCAACGCCAGUCCCUGUCUGCCCUCGGGGCCCCUCUCCCAAGUCUUCUUCCCCCAGGGACGCCCCUCGCCCCCGGGGUCUGUGAUAGUCCAGCACGGGACCCCCGUCGCCAUGCCCUCCGCUGCCGCCACCUCCAGCCCGCACCCGCCCGGAAUCCAAACCAUGGACCUCGGCUUCGGCCCGGGACCCGGGGGUGCGGCCGCGCAGCCGACGCCCCCCGCCCCGACCGGGGUGUCCUUCAUCAUCCAGAUCGGGCUGUCCCGCGAGUCGGUGUUCCUGCCCCAGACGGCCGACCUCGCCUACAUCAAGCAGAUCGCCUGCUCCAUCGUGGACCAGAAGUUUCCGGAGUGUGGCUUCUACGGGAUCUACGACAAGAUCCUGCUCUUCAAGCACGACACGGGCACCAACAACAUCCUCCAGCUGGUCAAGGGCACUGCCGACAUCCAGGAGGGAGACCUCAUCGAGGUGGUUCUGUCAGCGGCCGCCACCUUCGAGGACUUUCAGAUCCGGCCCCACGCCCUGAACGUGCACUCGUACCGCGCCCCCGCCUUCUGCGAUCACUGCGGGGAAAUGCUGUUCGGCCUGGUGAGACAGGGCCUCAAGUGCGACGGAUGUGGGCUGAACUACCACAAGCGCUGCGCCUUCAGCAUCCCCAACAACUGCAGCGGCGCCCGCAAACGGCGCCUCUCCACGACCUCGCUGACCAGCAGCCAAUCGCAGCGGCUCUCCACCACCGAGUCCCUCAGCAGCGUGUUCACCAUGUCCGACGAAACGACUGGACUCGUGAGGUCACACACGCAGAUGCCCCGGACCCCCAGCGAGGCACGCCGCUUCUACACGGGACGUCCCGUCCACCUGGACAAGAUCCUGAUCCACAAAAUGAAGGUCCCCCACACCUUCGCCAUCCACUCGUACACCCGCCCCACCGUCUGCCAGUACUGCAAGAGGCUGCUGAAGGGCCUGUUCCGCCAGGGCCUCCAGUGCAAGGAUUGCAAGUUCAACUGUCACAAGCGCUGUGCCUACAAGGUGCCCAAUGACUGCUUGGGAGAGACUAUAGAAGACAUGCUGAGCCCCAGUGUGGACCCGGAGGUGCCCAUGGACUACAGCAGUGAGUUCGGGGACCCGGACAAAUCGGGCCUGAUGGACGACUCGGACGACGCAGACGCCUGCAGCAUCCCCGGGUCCUUCACCCCGAGCACCUUCCCCGACAGCAGCCAGGAUGGAACCAGUGGAGACCAGAGCUCCAUGGGCUACAUCCCCUUGAUGCGGGUGGUGCAGUCAGUCAGGCAGACCACCCGCCGCUCCAGCACCACCAUUAAAGAGGGCUGGAUGGUGCACUACAGCGACAAGGACACGCUGAGGAAGCGGCACUACUGGCGCUUAGACUGUAAGUGCAUCAUCCUCUUCCAGAACGACACCACCAACAAGUACUACAAGGAAAUCCCCCUAUCGGAGGUCCUGGAGGUGCGUCCUGCGGGAGACUUCACCCUCGUCCCAGCCGGGGCCAGCCCCCACUGCUUUGAGAUCGUCACGGGCACCAUGCGCUAUUUUGUGGGGGAGGAUCCCAACCCGUCCUCCGCACCCGCACACGCCCCCGCCCCCACCCCGUCUCCAGCCUCUUUGGACCCCGCCGGCGUCCCAGCCCCGUCCUCGCCCAGUAGCGUCACGCCAAACAGCGGGGUGGGCCGGGAAGUGGCCAAGGCUUGGGAGAGCGCCAUUCGCCAGGCCCUCAUGCCAGUCAUCUUCCAGGACACGCCCACAGCGCAGGGACACACCCCCCACAGGCAGGCAUCGGUGAACAUCUCUGUCUCCAACAGUCAGAUCCAGGAGAAUGUGGACAUUGGUAUGGUGUAUCAGAUCUUCGCUGAUGAGGUUUUGGGCUCGGGACAGUUUGGAGUUGUGUACGGAGGUAAGCACAGGAAGACAGGGCGGGACGUGGCAGUGAAGGUGAUCGACAAGCUGCGUUUCCCCACCAAGCAGGAGAGCCAGCUGAGGAAUGAGGUUGCCAUCCUCCAGAGUCUGCGUCACCUGGGCAUAGUGAACCUGGAGUGCAUGUUCGAGACGCCGGAGAAGGUGUUUGUGGUGAUGGAGAAGCUGCACGGGGACAUGCUGGAGAUGAUCCUGUCCAGCGAGAAGGGCAGGCUGCCCGAGCGUCUCACCAAGUUCCUCAUCACGCAGAUCCUGGCCGCCCUGAGGCACCUGCACUUUAAGAACAUCGUUCACUGCGACCUGAAGCCGGAGAACGUUCUGCUGGCUUCCGCGGAGCCCUUCCCCCAGGUGAAGUUGUGCGAUUUCGGAUUCGCCCGGAUCAUCGGGGAGAAGUCCUUCCGGCGGUCCGUGGUGGGCACGCCGGCCUACCUGGCGCCCGAGGUGCUCCGUAACCAAGGUUACAACCGCUCGCUGGACAUGUGGUCGGUGGGGGUGAUCAUGUACGUCAGCCUGAGCGGCACCUUCCCCUUCAACGAGGACGAGGACAUCAACGACCAGAUCCAGAACGCUGACUUCAUGUACCCCCCCAACCCCUGGAGACACAUCUCCCCAGAUGCCAUCGACCUGAUAAAUAACCUGCUGCAGGUGAAGAUGAGAAAACGUUACAGUGUGGACAAGAGCCUCAGUCACACCUAUUUGCAGGACUACCAGGCGUGGCUGGACCUGCGCGAGCUGGAGAACAAGCUGCGCGACCGCUACAUCACGCACGAGAGCGACGACAACCGCUGGCAGCAGUUCGCCCAGGAGCACUCCCUGCCCUACCCCGCCCACCUGGUGCCUCCGCCCCCCGCCUCCGACGAGGAGGACGCCGGCGACGACAGCGAGAUGCAGGGCCUGACCGAGCGCGUCAGCAUCCUCUAACCGGGGAAGGGCCGGGGGGAGGAGUCAGGGGAGGGGCCAGGGGAGGAGGCAGGGCUCCAGCUGUGGGUUUGGAGGGUAGUAGCCCUUGGGUGCUGCUUGAUUGGCUCAGUGUCGCGCCACCCGGCCCCGCGCAUCCUUCACUCCCUUUGAAACAACUUUGCUCGAACCUUGCCCCGUCUCCCAUAGAUCACUGAACUUUGAACCCCACCCCCCUCCCCCUCCCCCCCCCAGGUCCCACCAGUGGGUGUCAGCAGUGGGAUCAGUGGGCAAUGGUCGGUGCUCAAAAUCAGACCUGCGAACUGUAGCGCGCACUCUCCGCAGACGAAGUCCAGCCAGCUCACUGAUCUCCUGCCACCGGCCUUUCAUCGGAGAGCGUACACGCCGGCGGUUAUGAAGGAUGAUGAAGACCAUGAGAUACUAGAGACAAUUAAAAAACAACAAUGGGAUGCACUGAUGUGCCUCUCAACAUAUAUAAAUAUAAUAUUUUCUUAGCUGGAUACAGUUGACUGUGACUGUCAGUGAACGACUUUACUAAGUGUAGCGGAGCUUCUUGGGCAAAGAGAAGUAUCACUUCUGUUCAAGCCACCAAGUCCCUCUCAGUAAUUGCCCAAUUCCCUUCUCUCAGUAGCUGAAGUUGCUAUUAAUGACAAAUGUAGUUUCCUAUUGAGAAAAUGGCCACACUGCGUUCACAAGAGAACCUGGUGGGCAAACUGAUGCAGGAUUGAUUGUUUGGACUAGAUAUUUGUUAUUUCUCUUCUGUCUCUGUUGACAUUGUUGCUGUAACUGACACUGCCAUUAAGAGGUGUUGCAAGGGUAUUUACAAGCUUCUUAAGAGGUCCUUACGAAAGGAAGACAAAAAUCAAACAAAAUCUCAACUCCACUCCAUUUGCCAAUGACAACCAGAUAGGAUAAGCAAUCUGGGUUAGCUGGCAAGGCUGAAUACAGUGUGACGGGCAAUGGUGUAGCUUUAGUUCUUUUCUUUUUUUAACAUACUUCUUAGUAUUUUGAAGCAAUUUCUGAAUACCCUGCCAGGUUUGACAGACUUGAUAAGCUUUUGUUUCUAGAAAAGAAAUAGAUUUUGAUCAAUGAACACUGCCUCUAAUCAUUCUUAGAUGUGGGGGAGAAUGGUUUACUUAUUCAUCCAACCAGAGCCCAGUCCUAAAGAAAUCAAAUUAAAUUUUCUAUGAGCCAGAAAGCCACUCAGAAUGACCAAACAAGCUGGAGGAUUUUUAUUAGAAUGAGGAACAGACCGGUUUGCCCUCCCAAACAGCAGAGGGCAGUGUUGCACAUAAACAAACACUUCUCUUAAAUGGCUCUAAGGGGAUCAUCCAAUGAACAACUACAGGCUGCUUGGAAGAGGAGGGCAACUUAAUGGAAUAUUGAUAAUCAAAAAAAUUACAAGCCUUAAAUAGGUUGCAUAGUAAUCUUAGUCAUGGAGGACUUAUUUUGUAUACAUAAUACAUAAUUAUAGGUAGUGUAUGUUUUGGGAAUGUAUGACUAUAUGGAAGAUCCCAGCAUGCUAAUACAAUUUAGUGAAGAAAAA
Messenger RNA from Anguilla rostrata (American eel), 5003 nucleotides. RefSeq names its product protein kinase D2 (gene prkd2). NCBI's taxonomy places the organism in Eukaryota, Metazoa, Chordata, Actinopteri, Anguilliformes, Anguillidae. Gene Ontology annotation, molecular function: protein serine/threonine kinase activity; ATP binding. The transcript has 18 exons. Gene Ontology annotation, biological process: protein phosphorylation. The record is from RefSeq and is a predicted model, not a curated record. Bases 608 to 3460 code for a protein of 950 amino acids.